Messenger RNA from Populus euphratica (Euphrates poplar), 444 nucleotides. RefSeq lists its product as uncharacterized. Bases 1 to 444 code for a protein of 147 amino acids. NCBI's taxonomy places the organism in Eukaryota, Viridiplantae, Streptophyta, Magnoliopsida, Malpighiales, Salicaceae. The transcript has a single exon. The record is from RefSeq and is a predicted model, not a curated record.
AUGGCUAAACUUGAUGCAAAUUCAUUGAAUCAGAGGACCUAUAACAAUGGCUAUUCAACUCUUUACUCCGAACCAAAGCCAUUGAAUGUUUUGCCGCCGGUUCAUUAUGAAUCUAAGCAGAGUGCUUAUAGGAAUCCAUCACAAACAAAAACAACUGAGGAUGCGAUGAUGAAGAUAAUGAGCUAUCAGAGCCAUAACAACUCAUUUGGUUGCCAGGCUAGUAGCAGUAACAAUCAACACCUCUCAUGCAAUGGACCUCUUUAUGUCAACCCUGCACCUUGGACGUGGUUUAAUAAGGCCGAUUCUUCAGUGAGAUCCGUUGCCUCAACCAUGCAGCCGAUGCAGCCAUACAAGCAAUUUCCAAUGACAAGUUUUCCUCAACAGUCGCUCUUUUCUGAAAUCAAUGAAUUCAAUGGUACUGCUGAAUUUGAGAGAAGGGAUUAA